This is a messenger RNA of Mangifera indica (mango), 526 nucleotides long. RefSeq lists its product as uncharacterized. The record is from RefSeq and is a predicted model, not a curated record. Lineage: Eukaryota; Viridiplantae; Streptophyta; Magnoliopsida; Sapindales; Anacardiaceae. The transcript is spliced from 3 exons. The coding region runs from base 94 to 285 and encodes 63 amino acids.
CCCCAAUAAAUUAUAGGUGAAUGUAUUACAGUUUGCCAAGUCCUUGUUAAGAAGCUGUGUAGCAAAGGCUUUGUGAAAUAGAGAACAAACAAGAUGCCGAUGAUGGAGAAGCUGAGAAUGAUGUUCGUGCAAGAGCCCGUUGUCGCCGUUUCUUGUCUCAUGGCUGGUGUUGGCCUCUUCCUUCCUGCUGUCGUAAGGCCCAUGCUAGACUCAUUUGAAUCAUCUAAACAAGUCCCUCAACCUGCUUUAAGUGAUGUGGUUGCAGGCGUGACUGGAAAAAAAUAGGGAUGAUGUUGUUUGCCGAUUCAAGUUGAAAGCUUAGCAUUCCGCACUCUACCAGUGCCUCUUACACCUUUUUCCAUGUUUGUUUCAUUCUCAUCACAAAUGAAAUAAGCCAGACUUUAAACUUUAGAAACUCUAAAGAAAAAUUGAAUAUUGAACCUUAUCCUGUUUCAUGGAAGCAUGCGAAUGUUUCAAGUUAUGUUAAAUCUUUAGCAUUAAUUGAAAACAAGGAUUUGAGAUUUUA